AACUCCUUCCAAAUGCAAAUAGGCUUGCUGUAAAUGCACUUAAUAUGUUUGCAUUUAAACUGAUUUUGCUAGUUUCAAUUUGGCAACUCCGUCCAAAAUUGACAUCUAUUUACUAUUGUGAAUGGUAAUUUCGAUUGACAGCACGAAAGUUUGAUGAAAACAAAUGAAAAAGCGGCAAACAAAUAAAAUCAGCGAUGUCCGACAACAAAAAGCGCAGCACUUGGAGCACCAGCGAUGAAAAAGUGCUCCUGGAACUAUGGGCCGAGUAUUCUGGUGACCUGCGGCGCGCUAAGCGAAACGUCCACAUCUAUACGGAGAUGUCCAUUCAAAUGGCCUCCAAAUAUACUCCAAAGGAAUUGCACGGGAAAAUAAGGAAUAUGACCCAAAAAUAUAGAGAAGAGAAGAAAAAAAUUGGUCCGUCUGGUGGAAGUCCCUCGCUUUGGAAGCACUACGAUGAUGUCCAUAAAAUUAUAGGAUGCACACCAGCGAACGAUGCAGAAAUUUUGGAGUCUUUUUCUAUGAAUAUAUCGUCAACAGCAGUGCCACCAUUGCCAUCGUCUAUUCCGCCCUCUUCGCCGGUUCCUGCACCGUCGACACCAUGCCUCAGCCGCCAGCCGUCACCUCCAAUGUCGUCGCCAAUGUCAGCGCCACUCUCAUCAGACGAUAUGCAAGAAAACGAAAUUAUAUGGGUGAGGUGGUUAAACUUGCAAAAGAGCAAACUGCGUUGCUAAAAACAGUGGCAGAAGACGGCAAGGUAUU
Rhagoletis pomonella (apple maggot) is the source of this 759-nucleotide messenger RNA. RefSeq lists its product as uncharacterized. The record is from RefSeq and is a predicted model, not a curated record. Bases 195 to 731 code for a protein of 178 amino acids. Gene Ontology annotation, biological process: positive regulation of DNA-templated transcription. NCBI's taxonomy places the organism in Eukaryota, Metazoa, Arthropoda, Insecta, Diptera, Tephritidae. The transcript is spliced from 5 exons. Gene Ontology annotation, cellular component: nuclear body.